This is a messenger RNA of Mercurialis annua (annual mercury), 1053 nucleotides long. RefSeq names its product NDR1/HIN1-like protein 13. Gene Ontology annotation, cellular component: plasma membrane. The transcript is spliced from 4 exons. Lineage: Eukaryota; Viridiplantae; Streptophyta; Magnoliopsida; Malpighiales; Euphorbiaceae. Bases 1 to 1053 code for a protein of 350 amino acids. The record is from RefSeq and is a predicted model, not a curated record.
AUGGAGGAGCGGCACUCAACUUUCAGUGUUGAGUCCACCGGCGACGAACCACCUCUUCACCAAAGACCCUCUUCGGCCAACUACGAGCCGGUUUUCCAGCCACGACCAUUUCCUUCUCGUAAAAGCUCAAUUCAAGAUAGAUCAAGAACUGCUUCCAUUGAAUCCGAGACUUAUGUUAUACAAAUACCUAAAGAACAAAUAUUUAGCGUUCCUCCGCCCGAAAAUGCCAUCAUCGCGGAACGUUAUCGGAACCCAGAAACGAAAGACAACCAUCGUAGCAAGCGGUUGCUGUGUGCUAUCAUAGCUUUGAUUGUGUUCGCUGGCAUAAUUGGGAUAGGUAUAGGAGCUUUUCGCAUUCUUUUUAAUCCCGAAGUUCCGUCUUUCUCCAUUGUUAAUGUUCAUGCCAAGAACAAAGAAGCAAACUCCCCCCAUCAUAGUAAGAAGAAAUCAAAUAUUCUCUACGAGCUGAAGCUGCAGACAAAUAAUAAAAAUAAAAGAUUGGAAAAUAUUUAUGACCGCAAUGGCCAUUCAACAUUAUUAUAUAAAGGUGUCAAGAUUGGAACAGGUAAAUUUCCAGAAUUUUAUCAAGCUGCUGAUAGUUCAAAGAAAAUUUCAUUGGAUCUAACUAGCUCAAAUAGUCCAUUGCCUCAUGACAUUGAGAAAAGUAUUGGAGAUAAAUCCGGAAAACGACAUGUCGCUUUGUCUCUAAAAAUGAAUGUUCCAGUGAAAAUGAAGUUGUGGAGCAAGGUAGUUGACGUUGUUUGUAAUUUCAAGGUGAAAUCUUUGGGUUCUACAGUUCUUAUAAUUCGUAAGCUGUGGCUUCAAAUAUGUGGACAAAUUUAUAUAUUCUAUUCCUAUUUUUGCUCUCCUGAUAAUACAAAAUUCUUCUCUGGACGAAUUCAUAGUGGAAUAAGUGAACUCGCAAUUUCGAAGAAUUUUUCUUGUAUUAUAUAUAUGUUAAAAUUGUGUAUUAACCAAUGGGGGUUGUUUCAAGUGUUUCAGCUGAUGUGGCUCAUUGUUAAUGGUAGCUUAUUAGUUAGUGUGGAUAGCUGA